This is a messenger RNA of Spodoptera littoralis (African cotton leafworm), 780 nucleotides long. NCBI's taxonomy places the organism in Eukaryota, Metazoa, Arthropoda, Insecta, Lepidoptera, Noctuidae. The record is from the annotation of a GenBank genome assembly.
AUGAGUUCAGAUUUCAAUGUUAAAAGGCCAGGCUUAGAACUGUUAUCAAGUCAAGGACUACGUCUCGACGGCCGUAGACCUAAUGAACUUCGUCGUAUUCAAUGCAAACUUGGUGUUUUUACACAGCCUGAUGGUAGUGCGUAUAUUGAGCAAGGAAAUACAAAAGUUUUAGCUGCAGUUUAUGGACCUCAUCAGGCCGCAAAAUCAAAAUCUUUACAAGACUCUGUCGUCAUAAACUGUCAUUACAGCAUGGCAACAUUCUCCACAGGCGAAAGAAAGAAGCGACCGCGCGGAGGUCGCAAGUCGGAGGCGAUAUCUAUGCAGCUAACUCAGGCGAUCACAACUGCUAUCAAGAAAGAGCUGUACCCUCGCUCGCAGAUCGACGUAUACCUUGAAGUAUUGCAGGCAGAUGGAGGUGUAUACUCAGCGAGUGUGAACGCAGCGACGCUCGCGUUGAUCGACGCUGGUAUACCAAUGAAGGCUUACCUCUGUAGUUGCACAGCUUCCAUAGCGUGGAAGGACGGCAAGCCAGAGCCUUUGGUUGAUGUCAGUCAUGUUGAGGAGUCCGCCGGAGGUUCUGUACUGACAGUGUCCAGUUUGCCCAGUAUAAAUAGUGUAGCAUGGGUAGACAUGUCUCAGAGACUCCACGCGGAUUAUUUGAGUGUCGUCAUGAAGCGGGCCAUGCAGGGAUGUAGAGAUAUUGAGGUAAUUUUGGACAAGGCAGUGAGAGAGCAUUUAGGCGAAAGUUGGACCAUGUCAGACGAUGCAGUUGCGAUAUAA